UGCAGGGUGCUGGGUAAAGCAGGUCGGUGGAAUGGUUUGGAUUAAGACAAUUUCCCUCAAGCCAGAGGGAUUUAUUGAAGGGACUGACCAUGGGAUUAACAACACACAGAAUAACUCCCCGAGGCUUCUGUGUAACUGAAGUACAGUUAAUGUGCUUGCUUGCUUCAGUCAAAUCCAUGGGUGCCCUCAGGUCAAGACAGUCAAGAAGCUACAAUCCAAAUGCUAAAUGCUCUUUUUCCCUAAAAUAUUCCAUGCCUCCAUCCUAUUUGGAAUUAUGUUGCUCUCGCUUAGUUCUUGUACUCCCAGAGACAAAAUGUAACCUACUGUGUGUUCUUUGCAAAUUUCAACACCAUUUAUAGCCGCCCCUCCUUACUAAAGAUUAGAGGAGUUUCAGCUAGGUCAUACAGAAACACGGGGAUACAAAAAAUAUAAAGAACUUUUAAUGCAAAGAACUAAAAAUGAAUUUACUUUAUUUGACACAAUUUAUGUUGUUUCUGAAAAACUGUUUGUCUUCAUAUGCAGUAAAGCACACUUAAGCAGCGCUCAGUAAAAUUCAGCAGUGACAUGUUAGAAGAGCCAGAUUUUAGUGGGGUUUCAUUUGGAGCUUUUGAUUGCUUUUAGAAUACGGGAGUCUCUUGUGUUGGCCCUCUUCCUCUAGCCUGAUUGCAGAGGUUUUCCCAGAAGAUGCGUAGCUUUUAGCACUGCAGAUCAUGGGUCCCUCGGAGAGAGUGCAGUAGCUCCAGUAGUGUCUACCUGCGCUCCGUGAGCCCGAGAGCAGCGCCAGGCUGCGGCUCUGCGGAGCCCGCCCCGCUGCCAUCACGCCGCUCGCCGACCUCACCGUGGCUCCGGCAGCGGAAACGCGUCACGGCCCGCACCAAGCUCGGGGUCGCGGCGGCCGCAGCGUCGGGACGGGCUUGGAUUUGGACACAGUCUGGGACAAGUGUUCCCUGCCGGUGCCUUGUGGUCCCCAGCGAGGCUCUCAGGAAUAAAUGCGCGCCUGUUCCCCGCGCGGCACGCUGGCCGCCGCCGGCGGGGCGAGGCUCGGCCUCCGAACUCGCCCCCCUCCGCCUCUCCUUCCAGCCGCCCGCGGCCCCGCCUUCCCAGGCUGCGACGCCCUCCCCGGCAUCGCCGGCCCCGCCCCGCCGUGCGACGGCGCGGAGCGCCGGGCACCCACGUGGAGCGGGCCGGGCCGGGAUGGGCAAGCGGCGAGCCGGGCGGGAGCUGCUGCGCAGCCUGAGCAAGAAGCAGAAGAAGCACCUGCGGGAGUUCGGCGAGGAGCACCCGUUCUAUGACAAGGUUUCUGGAAGACCAGAAGAAACUCAAAUAUGUGAACUGUCUGAGGAUUCUGAUAAAUCAAGUAAAGAAAGUGAUUCAGAGACUGAAGCGGAACAGGUCUCUGGAUAUCAUAAGCUCCUGGCUACCCUGAAGACCUCGCCUGAGUCUGAGAGUGAGGAAGAGGAAGAUGAAAGUGAAUCAGAAGAAGCUGAGGAAAGUGAGGCAGAAAUGGACAGUGAAGGGUCCCAGAAGACUGGAGAAGGAGAGGAAGGUGAAGAAGAUAGGAAUGAUGUUCCAGAGGAGGAAGAAGACACAGCAGAGCAGAUGCUCAGCCAGGAGCAGGCUGAUGGCACAGAUACCUCUUGUGACCCACGUCAUGGAGUAAUUGAGGAGUUUACUGAUGUGAAACAUGAAUCUGAAUUUAGCUUGGAGACCAAUUUCAUGGAAGAGGAGAGUGGAGAUUGCAAUGCAGAUAGGAGAGACAGCAGUUCUUCACAAGCUCUUCCAGAAGAUCCAUUUAAGCAGCACAUGGACAAAGAACUUGAAGAAAAGGAAAUAGAGAAAAUGUCUACGCUUCCUAAAACUUCAAGUCAAAGUCAGUGGCCAAGGCUGGGUCAAGUAAUCUUUUCUUCCACUUUGGAAAAACAUAAAACUUUGAAAGCAGACAAAGAAGUCGAUGUGAAACAGCUUCAUCUCCACAAGCCUUUGGAAUCCACUUGGCCAAAAGUGAAUAAACAAUUUCUGUCUGCAGUGGACAAACCAAUUGAUUCCUCUUUUACCCCGUUACAAAGAGAGCUCUUCUGUAUCAUGAAUUCCUACCGGGACUUGUUCUUCCCGGAAAGAAAUGCUUUAACAAACGGAGAAGAGAUCCGGCACGCUUACUGCCUGCAUGCCUUGAACCACGUCCUCAAGGCCAAUGCCCGGGUGCUCAGCAACAAUGCCAAACGGAGGGAUCGAAAGCCAGGCACUGACACCGAUGACCACAGGGAUCAGGGGCUCACCAGGCCUAAGGUACUGAUGAUAGUGCCCUUCAGGGAAUGUGCUCUGCGGAUUGUGCAUAUUUUCAUCAGUCUCCUCGAAGUGAAUGACAAGAAGAAAAUAGAUGUAAGUAAUAAAAAGCGCUUCAAAGGGGAGUUUGGCUCUGACCCAGAAGAGAAGCCCCCCAACCUGAAAAGACCUGAAGAUUAUGAAGCCGUCUUUGCUGGCAACAUUGAUGACCACUUCAGAAUUGGGGUUGCGAUCCUGCAGAAGAGCAUGAGACUCUAUGCACCCUUCUACUCCUCAGACAUCAUCAUUGCCUCUCCCCUGGGCAUCAGGACUGUCAUUGGUGCAGAGGGGGAGAAGAAAAGAGACUUUGAUUUUCUGUCAUCAAUAGAAAUCCUCAUAAUUGAUCAAGCAGACAUUUACCUGAUGCAGAACUGGGAACAUGUUCUGCACCUGAUGAAGCACAUUAACCUGCUGCCUCUGGAUUCCCACGGGGUGGACUUUUCCCGAGUGCGGAUGCUGAAUCUCAACAACUGGUCCAAGUACUACCGGCAGACGCUGCUGUUCAGUGCCCUCCAGGACCCCCAGAUUAACUCUGUCUUCAACAAACACUGCUUCAAUUACAUUGGGCAGGUGGCCGUCCGCAACAUGCCGCUCACUGGCUCCAUCAGCCACGUUGUGGUCCAGCUUCCUCAUGUUUUUCGGAGAUUAGAAGCUGACAGUGUAACUGCUGUGAUAGAUGGAAGGUUUCAGUUUUUCAUCGACAAAGUUCUGCCCGAGUACCGCGACGCCAUCAUGUCCCACACGCUCAUCUACGUCCCAUCCUACUUCGACUACGUGCGCCUUCGAAACUACUUCAAGAAAGAGGACCUGAAUUUCACUCACAUCUGUGAAUACACCAAAAAGGCUGCUGUCUGCAGAGCAAGGCGCUUCUUUCUCAAGGGAGAGAAGCAGUUCUUAUUGUUCACUGAGCGUUUCCACUUCUACAAAAGGUAUACGAUAAAAGGCAUUAGGAACCUCAUUUUCUACGAGUUACCAACAUACCCCCACUUCUACAGUGAGAUUUGUAACAUGCUGAAGGCCACAGACAGCGGGGUGGAUGCUACUUGGACUUGUACUGUGCUCUACUCCAAGUACGACGCUCAGAAAUUGGCUGCAGUGGUUGGCAUAGACCGCACCGCUCAAAUGCUACAGUCCAAGAAGAAUGUGCACCUCUUUGUUACAGGAGAAAAUGAUUAAGUGAUUCUACAGACCGGAUGAUUGGAUGGACCUGCAUUUUACUCCUAAUGCAGAUUUUUAUAUUGCUUUUUAAAAAAGUAUUAAACUUUUUACUCCCUUUUGUUAAAUAUUCUGUUGCAAUUGUAUAGUAUUAAAUUGCGUAUUUCAGUACUCUGCCCAACAAGAAAUGAAGGAUGUCAUUCAAAAAAGCAGGGCUUAGAAGCUGUUUUCUGUGUAGAAACAAAAUCAAUCCAGAAACUAUUUUUCAUGUAUAUUAAAAAACUCAUGGGUCAGUAAAGAUUCAUGCAGUGAUAAAUA
Messenger RNA from Motacilla alba alba, 3795 nucleotides. It is a transcript of the gene UTP25, whose product is annotated as UTP25 small subunit processor component. The record is from RefSeq and is a predicted model, not a curated record. Gene Ontology annotation, cellular component: small-subunit processome; nucleolus. The transcript is spliced from 12 exons. Gene Ontology annotation, molecular function: rRNA binding; U3 snoRNA binding. Bases 1195 to 3498 code for a protein of 767 amino acids. Gene Ontology annotation, biological process: maturation of SSU-rRNA from tricistronic rRNA transcript (SSU-rRNA, 5.8S rRNA, LSU-rRNA). NCBI's taxonomy places the organism in Eukaryota, Metazoa, Chordata, Aves, Passeriformes, Motacillidae.